AGAGCCGUUCGUUCGCGAAUAAUCCAUCACUAGGAAGAAGAAAAUUAAUAUGGCAGCAGGUAGCUCCUGCACAAUAGUGGAAUAUUUCGGGGGAGAUGACGGCUACCGCUGUGGUUAUUGUAAAAAUGAGAAGGGGAACUUCUCUCAUGGGAUGUGGUCCCACGCCAUGACAGUACAAGACUACCAGGAUCUCAUAGACAGAGGAUGGAGACGAAGCGGGAAGUAUGUUUACAAGCCCAUCAUGAACAAGACCUGCUGUCCACAGUACACCAUCAGGUGUCACGCCUUGAACUUUCAGCCAUCUAAAACCCACAAGAAGAUCCUGAAGAAGAUGAGCAAGUUUCUGUCUAAAGGGGAGAUGCCAACGGAACAGGGCGAUGGGGAGCCCAUGGACUCGCUGUGUGAGGAGGGAGGACUGCACGGCCCUGCUAAAGUCUGUCACCCUGAGGUGGCGAGUCCUGUGGUCACAGCCAUUCUGACUGAGGAGGGAGACACCACCCCAGUCGAGUUUGAAACCGCUAGAAAAGACCCAGUGUCUGUUCCAGACGGGAGAGGACCAGAAUCAACCCCCAAACCGGGGGUAGGAGCGGACCCCGGUAGGCCGUUGUGUAGGAAAGCCAAAGAACUGAGGAAGGCGCGCCGGCUGCAGAAGGAGCAGAAGAGACAGGUGGGGGGUGGAGUCCCGGCCUCUGUGACCUCUAACCCCGCCACGCCCGUCCAGCUCAACCAACCCAAAGCCCUGGAGGAGUUCAUCAACGAAUCUCUGCCCGAUAGUCCUCUGCACCACCUCGAGGUGAGGCUAGUGCCCGUCAAUGAUGAUGAUCCUCAGUUCAUGGCGACCUAUGAGCAGUCGGCAGCGCUGUACGCACGCUACCAGAUGGCCGUUCACGGCGACACCCCUUCCGAGUGUAACGAGAGUGAGUUCAGGAGAUUUCUCUGUGACUCACCACUUGAGAUGGAGAUGUCUCCAGAUGGUCCAGCGGCGGGCUACGGUUCCUUCCACCAACAGUACUGGCUGGACGGCCGCAUCGUGGCAGUGGGAGUAGUGGACGUCCUGCCCACCUGCGUGUCCUCUGUCUACCUGUACUACCACCCCGACUUCGCCUCUCUGUCGCUGGGCUCCUACUCUGCACUCAGGGAGGUUGCCUUCACCAGGCAGCUGCAGAAACAGUCCCCCAAGCUAUGCUUCUACUACCUGGGCUUCUACAUCCACUCCUGCAACAAGAUGCGAUACAAGGGGCAGUACCAGCCUUCAGACCUCCUGUGCCCAGAGACAUAUGUCUUUGUGCCCAUAGAACGCUGCAUCCCCAGCCUGGAGCAGACCCACUACGCACGCUUCAACCAGGACCCCGACGCAGGUGAUACACACGUACUGAAGGACCUGGGUCGUGCUCUGGUGCUGUACAGACGGACGGUCAUGCCCUACGCCGCCUACGCCCGCAAACGCAAGGGCUCCAACGACGAGAUGGAGGUGGCGCAGUACGCUGGCCUGGUGGGCCAGGUCUGCGCUGAGAGGAUCCUGCUAUACCGGGCGUAACCCACUGGGGGCGCCACCCUGCACCUUGAUCCGCUCAUGUGUCUCUGUCUAUCCCGCUGUCUUUGGAACAUUCAUUUCAGUGUCGUUUUGAUUUCAUAAUGUUUGACUUUCACCCCACGGAAAGCAGCAGUAGCCAUCACCUUCACCCGAACCCAGCACAAGGCAUGGUUCUCCUCUGUACUGAUAUGGGAUCAGACUAUUCACUGAUCUAGAAUCAGUGACGUUGAGGAGAAUCUGAAAGUUGCUGCUUCACUCUGAGGAUUGGGCUCAUACACGCCACACCCACAAACCACACUGAAGUUAACAUGAUCUGGUUGUGUGUGUGUACUGUAUGCUUGUUUGUCUGUCACUGAUAUUUAUAGCUUUAUUUGCUCUUUUAUUAUUGAUACUAUUAUUUUGUUUCAAACGAAUAAAGGGAUGAAAUAUCCAAUUACUUAUU
Molecule: messenger RNA, 1976 nt
Organism: Salvelinus namaycush (lake trout)
Lineage: Eukaryota; Metazoa; Chordata; Actinopteri; Salmoniformes; Salmonidae
Product: arginyl-tRNA--protein transferase 1
Exons: 13
Coding region: 50-1537 (495 amino acids)
Biological process (GO): protein arginylation
Cellular component (GO): cytoplasm
Molecular function (GO): arginyl-tRNA--protein transferase activity
Source: RefSeq, a predicted model, not a curated record